GUUUCUAAUGGCAGCAGCUUGCUUGUGUACUAUCAAUAAAGGUUUUUAAGUGUCUGGAAUAUAAAUAUACAAACUAUGGAAACUGUUCAAGAAGAACCAGAGGAGACCCCUCCAACAAAAGUUGAAGCCGGGACCAGUCCCUUAGAACAAGAGGAGGAGGCUACUACAACAAAAGCUGAAGUAGGGACCAACCCCCCAGACCAGGAAGAGGAACGUCCUGAGAGAGUUGACACAGGGACUGACCCCCUGGAUCAAGAAGAGGAGGGUCCUUCCCAAGCAACCAUGGAGGAGCCGGCGAGCAAAACAACGGACCUCAGUCAAAGAGGUUCCCGAAAUCUGGCACAGAUGGAUGGGGAGGAGGUGGAUACCAGUAAAAUGAAAUAUGUCGAGGGAGUUCAGUGUGCUAGAGUGGAUGUCAUGGAUACAGGGUUCACAGUGCCAGAGGUCAUCAUUAUGGAAGGUCAAGGUGUUUUGUUUGAAAAGGGAGGCAGAAAGACCCUGGAGAUUGUCCAGGUGAUCCAUGAUGGUGACAACCUGAGACCUGUGAUUGGUGGAUUUGGUUCCAAAGAUGCCAAGGUCAAGGACAAACAAGACAACUAUAUUCAGCAAUUCAAUUUAGAAGGAGAAUAUAAAUUUGCAGUGUCUAAGAUACGCUGUACCCCCCUGACUGUGAUUGUAAGACGACGUCUGCCAUUGAGGGCGGGCGUGACAGAUGACGGUUUUAACCCCCAAAUUAUUGCCGUUGACCAGGGGGACACAGUUGAGUGGUCGUGGAAGGACUGUACCGUGCCUCACUCUGUACAAGAAGUAAAUUAUCUGUUUGACAAAGGGGUGUUUGUCAAAACUCAAUGGCCUGAUGGGGCAAGCAAUGUUGUAAGAACAAUCACAGGAAACUUCUCCAAAAAAUUUCCGCGUCCAGGAAUAUAUUUUUUCCAGACAGAAAGUUCUGAACUUCACAAGCAACAUUUCUGUGUGGUCAGAGUCAGGCAAAGUAUCAGGGAGUAUAAGGUGGAGAUAUCAGACCGAGCCUUCCAUCCCCCCGUGUUACUGAUAGAGACCGGGGACAGGGUCUGGUGGUACUGGGACAAAUUCAAGUGCAAGAAACACCACUGUGUAUACCAGAUAGAGGCACCGACCUUAAACCAGGAUGAUGAGGAACCGUAUCAACCGGUUCAGAACGGCUUCAGGUGGAGUCAACCAAGUAAGCAGGGUCUGCUGUCCCACGUGUUUACAGAGCCUGGUGUGUUCUAUUACUCUGAUCAGAACUUCCAGGAAGCAGCGGAGUACAUUGGUACUGUGAUCGUCAAACCCAAACCAAAGGAACACAGGGUAAUGAUCAAAGAAGAUGGGUUUGAACCAGAUGUUGUAAGAAUCAGAACAGGGGAGAGAAUCUGGUUUUGGUGGAACCCCAUUCUGUUUUCUAAGAAAAAUGUCCCUGUUUUACUGAGGGAGGUAGAAAAAUGUCUGAAUCCAGCAACGAAGCGACCCUCCACUCCAGAGGAUGAAUCUAAAUACCAGCACCCAGAUGAAGAGACUGUUAAACUGAUCACAGAUGUGGGAUUUGCGACAGUAUUUUAUUCCACAACAGGAGUGUAUCAGUACAGGGUACGGAACUCGACGGUGUGUUCGGUGAUCGUCAGCCCAGGAGAAAAGAAUCACACGAUUCACCUGACAGACAGUGGACCGGAACAGAAGGUCAUCAUGUCGGUCCGACCCAAUGACCGGGUCUGGUGGGUCUGGCAGAGCACUAAGAAGCAGCACAAUGUCAUACAGGUGUCCCAUCAGGGCGACCCUAUCCCCGGGGGGUUCUGCAGUGGCAUGCCUCGCGACUCACCCUCAGCAUUCGUACAUACUUUCGAAUUUCCAGGAGUGUUUUACUAUAAAAGUCAAAGUUUACCAAAGAUAUUUGGAGCCGUGGUGGUGACUACACAGCCAGUGGUUCACGAGGUGGAGGUGGGGCCCAUUAUACGUCCUGACCCCAUCUCUGUCAAAGUUCACGACAUCGUAUGCUGGAUCUUCAGCAAACCACAGAAAGAGAACGUGCUCGAAAUCACCCACCCUGACCAAGUUACACCUGACCUGCAGUGUGAGGAAGUCAGCCCAAGGUCUUGUUUGAGCAAAGCUAUUGACAAAACAGGAGUGAUGCAUUUCUACAGCAAAUCCUUCAACAAACAAAAGAAAAAUAUAGAAAAUUACCUGGAGGAUGUGAGGUUCAGCAGUGUCAUCAGUGAUGAGCGUUAUGACAACACAGUCAUCAAAGUGGACAAGGAAGGGUUCCAUCCACAUUUUGUUUAUGUACAGAAGGGAGAGAGUGUUAGGUGGACUUGGAUUAACACAGAUGAAGAACACAACAUUAUCCAUGUCACUUCACCAGACAGCAAGGUUCCAAUCAAGGAAAAAAUUGUCACUGGAAUCCGAGGUUUUCGUAGUGGCGUGUUGGAGAAAAAUCGAGAGUUUUUACACACAUUUGAUAGGAUCGGACAGUACUUUAUUAUGUCUGAGGGGGCCCCUGAUGAAAUCUGUACUGUUUUUGUAGUUGAUGCUGAUCAUGUAAAGGAGCCCUCCAUAGCUCCAAACUCCUUGAAUGGAGGCACUGUCGAUCAAUUCAGCAAAAUAGAACUGACCUGUGAAACACUCGGAUCCAAAAUUUUCUACACCACUGAUGGAUCCCCACCUGAACUUCACAUUGAAUCGGCAAAGCUAUACAACCCAGAGAAAGGUGUCAUUCUAAAGAAACAUGGUCUGUGUUUUAUAAGAGCUAUGGCAGUAAAGGAAGGACUUCUCAAUAGCUCCAUUUUUACCUCAAAGCGAUACUGGGUUUUGGCCAAAGAGGGCACAAUGGAGGAAAGUUCCUCAGAAACGGAGACGUCUACCGACCAGAAGGAGGAGAAGAGACAGACUCCACAGAAAAAUGAUAACUGGGACUGGUGGAGUUGUGCCCCAACCAUUAAGGCCUGCUUUACUGACCCCGGGGUCAUGGAGGUGUUCUGGGAGGAACCAAAUGCUGUCCAGAAGAAACUCAUCAAAGGUUACCAGAUUUUCCUGAAUGGUGUGAGGUACUGUGAAAUGUUCCCGCCCAAUAACAAUAGCCUUAACAUCACUGGACUGGCAGGAAAUCGGAUCUACGAAGUUUACGUAGAGGUCUAUUCCUUGGACAAAAAACUCAACCCUCAGACCUCAAACAAACUGACAAUGAAGGUGCCUCUUAUGACAAAGGAGGGAGGACCAGUGAUCUCCCUUGAGCGGGCUAACAAGCAGGAUGCCCUGGUGGUGGUGUGGAUGUCUAUAGACACCACCGAGUACCCCAUCAAGGGCUACCUCGUCUUCCUCAAUGACCAGCAGUGUGGCGCCAUGCUUGUGCCUGAUCCAGACAAGAACCGAUGUAAGGUUUUCAUUGGUGGAUGUGAACUGAAUAAGGAACACAAGAUCUAUGUUGUUGCUCUCCCAAAAGACAAUGUGGAGGAUGGGCGUAUGUCCAACGUGAUUGAGGUGGUCCUCCCGCUCGAUACGUCACAGAUCGUCCUCCCAGACGAAGACGAGAGACUAGACCAGGAGGAACUCUACCAGGAGUACAUCUCCAUACAGGAAGGAAGUGGUUAUCUGGCGGCCAUGGAUGCAAAGCGUCAUCACAUUGAAACUAACAACAUACCACCUCUCACCACCAGCUACCAGUAUACCAGUAAAAAACCAGCAUCUGACAAAAGAUCAGGUGCCCCUGCUGUGGUAGAAGUUGAAGAUCCAAGAUACAGAGAAUACUCGGAUGAUCAGAGCAUGAUGACGGAUGAUAACUAUGAGAAAGGAACACAAACACCAAGAGGAAAAUCUCGAGUGAAAAAUCUCAGAGACAGCUAUGGCUCAGGUGAUUUCUCAGAGGAGCGAGCUCAAUCUCGACGAGCACAGAUAUCUGACUCAGAGAGUGAGACUGAGUCUGAGACAGGCUCAUCAGAAACCGAAAGUGAAACUGAAAGUGAAACCGCCUCAGAAGGGACAAGGUUAUCUAAUGAUGGAAGUGUUAUGGUGGUCAGCAUGAAAGAUGCAAAGUACGCGCCAAAGGUCACGAGAGAGGUCGUGCAGCAGAGCAGACCCAGGAGCAGCUACAUCAUGAGAGAUGAUAAAACUGACACCGGGACACAGUCGGACAUCACCCCCAGACCUCCUUCUGCCAGGCGGUAUCGAGAUACACACAGCGCUCGCUCAGAUCUGAGUACACCAAGGUUAGCUCGGCGGGCACUCAUUGAAGUAGAAGAGACAGCGUCUGUGGAUUUGAAUGAAGACCACAUGAUGAAGAGUGUUGUUGUGUCCAAGGAAAGAGGAAGCAGGCGCCGCCAAGUGGAGGAAGGGGAGCCUGUAUAUAACCCUGCCAAUGAUGCACAAGUGGGCGUACCUGCUCCAACUAUCAAGGUAUCCAGUAUGGGCAAAUCUGGGCUGAUUGUGGAAUGGUACAUUGACAAUCGUAUGGACUCGCAGUAUGAAGUCCAGCAGUAUAUAAUCAACAUUGUGGGCCGAGACUUCAGUGCUAAGGAUAUCAACAGUCAUAUCAGUUUUGAGUGUAACCUUGUGGAUAACAGAGGUCACAGUGUCAGAGGGACGCAGCAUUGCUGGACUGUGGACGGAAACAAACGUAAAAUCAACAUCCGGGGUCUGUACCCGGACAACACAUACAGGGUGUUUGUGGUGGCCAAUUAUGGUUUCCGUGAUGAUGAGGAGGAACAGAAGCCUAUAGAAGUCCAGGCCACAUCUCCUGUGAUUUACUACACAACAAUAGGGCCCCCUCUCCCUCCAUUUGUUAGGGUUCUUAAUGUCGGGCUGUAUCAGACGACAGUGCAGUGGGACCCUCCUAGACUACAGAGUGGGCUGGAGUUACUGGGGUAUAAAAUCUAUGUGGAUAACAAGGUCCUACGAGGUCUGCAGAGGAAAGACACUCGACAAUUGGUCAUUAAUGACCUGGUGCCAGGAAAGACAAUAGCUGUAUCGGUGGUGGCAGUCCUGAGACAGAGUGGUAUAGAGAGUGAACCCUCCCGACAGAUACACAUCACCUGUCCUAAGAGACCCCCUCCCCCUCACGUCAGUCAGCAGCCCCUUCACAAACACGGCAGUGUGUUAGUGGCCUGGGACAAACCGGGAGGGGUCAGGAGAGCUGUGGCCCAGGAGGGAAUCACCAGUUACAGAAUAUAUGUCAAUGAUAAGUACUUUGGGAAGAUAGAUGCCUCCCCCAAAAUGGAUCGUCAAGGUUACCAGUAUGUGAUCACUGGCCUUAACCCCGAGGAAAGCUAUGAUGUCAAGGUCAAGAGUAUGGCUGGACAGAAGCAUGUAGACCCUGACCAGAACCACAUUUUCUGUAUCAGUGAGAGUGCCUUCUCUAACACCAUCCCUGUCCAGGCACCCGCGGCCCCCAAAUCUCCCGAGCUCAGACUGGAGAGCAUGACCCCACAGGGAAUCAGGGUCACAUGGCUUGCACCACAACAGUACGGCGAGGCUGAAAUUUCUGGUUACCGUCUACUGAAGAAUGGUAAACUGUACGGACAUGUGAUGGGCCCCGACGUUAACGCUGUAGAUAUUACGGGGAUCUCCCUGGGUGACAAGGUCGUCCUUCAGCUGGUAGCCUUAACAAAUCAUCCAGUAGGAAAACUCGAGCGAGCCCUCCUGGAGCUUGAGAGGGAUGAAUCAUCACCACGACAACAAGCACAACUCACUGGUACUGAUCAGAAAGUGUUCACUCUGACGGAGGGAGUGAAAACUAAGGGCUGGACUAAAACAGAGUCUACUAACAAACUGGAGGAUAUGUUGCUGGGAGAGAAAUAUGCGGGUUGUCGACCAGGUCCUAAGCUGACCGUUCACUACACAGGUCUGGUCAAGGCUCCAGAUGAUGUGUGGCUGGAACAGGUGACUGGUCACUCAGCACUCGUGGUCUGGAAAAAAG
Saccostrea cuccullata (small rock oyster) is the source of this 5920-nucleotide messenger RNA. RefSeq lists its product as uncharacterized. Lineage: Eukaryota; Metazoa; Mollusca; Bivalvia; Ostreida; Ostreidae. Gene Ontology annotation, molecular function: protein binding. The record is from RefSeq and is a predicted model, not a curated record. The transcript has 41 exons. The annotation marks the transcript as partial.